Messenger RNA from Bemisia tabaci, 7347 nucleotides. RefSeq names its product cytospin-A. NCBI's taxonomy places the organism in Eukaryota, Metazoa, Arthropoda, Insecta, Hemiptera, Aleyrodidae. Gene Ontology annotation, molecular function: protein binding. The record is from RefSeq and is a predicted model, not a curated record.
UCUUCAGUCAUGAACCGCGCGUCGAAGUUGCGGUAGGAUAGUUGCUCCGCCGGCAAGAGCUGUCUCUUGAUUUCGUAUUCUGAUCUUAGCAAUUUUUUGCAAAGCAUCGGUCGCUUUCGUGUUUCUUUCCCUACACUGUAUACAGUAAUUUAAGUGUUUUUGCCCAGUUUCGCAGAUUGUGGGGGAAUUGAAAAAUGUCGGUUGCGAUUCGGGCCAGGCGGUUUUGUUUACGUUCAGUUUGUUUACUGUUUACUUGUCAAGUUUAAGUGACCGGCUCCUCAGCUGCAGCAGGGGCGCAGGACUUACUUGGUUCUUGAUUCACUUCACAACUUUAGACUUGCAUUCAAAGCAUUCUGGCGGCUCGACGAACCGACUCGAUUGGACCGAGAACACCGAACACAACCGUAGUUUCAGUCACCUUGACUCCGUCUCAAGGAUCACAGGACUCGAAACUUGAUGCAGAUCUCGGCAAGCCUCUGGACAUCGCUGCGCCAGUGAGAUUCAGCGCCUUUUCUUCAAACUAUUCGCAACACGCAGGAGUUGUCCUCCUCCACACCUAUCUUUUCAACUCCGAUAACCUCGUGCUUCCCAAAACAAAUGAGUCGGUAGGGUUGACAGUCCCAUUAGAUUUUUUUUAAGUGCGGUUGAACGCUGAACAAAAUCGUUACCUACUUACUCUAAGUGCGUUUUUUUUAUCCUUUUUUUUCAACAUUUUGUAGAAGUGUUUUCCGAUCUCGGCAGUGGUGUUUCUCGGCGAGCGACGAAUCGCUAGCAAGUGCGUAUCGUACCACGAAUGAAUUUUGUAAUUUAUAGUUGGACAAUGUGCUGUAUUAGGAUUUCACUGCCUUUGAGGGAGCGAUCUGUUUCGUGUGCGUGGGGUAUUCGAGGCUAAUGCCGAGUCCCUGCGAGAGGGAUUUCAGGCAUGAAGUUCAAGUCCCUGUUUCGGCGGGGGCACGGGUCGAGUUCCGCGCGAAAUGGCCCGUGCGCGGUGGCUAAAAGUCGGCCCCGGGACCCGGGUCAGGGAGGGCCGGGGGGCGGGGGGGAAGGGGCCGCGGCUCCAAGCGGCGGCUGCGGAGGCCAUCUUGGGCCCACCGUUCCCGUUAGCGCGUCGCUGCAACCCGCUUCUCAGUGUAAACAGUGGGCCCCCUUGCCCGAGUGUCCCCCUUCGAGUUCAAGUGAUGCGUCGACAUCGGCUACGGCCAGCAUGGAGUUAGACGCUCUUCGCACCGAAUUGACCAACAUGAUCCGCGAGAAAAGCGAUCUCGAGGACAAAGUUCAGGAGCUGAUAAGAUGUCACGGGGAACUCAACGCUCUCCGGGAGGAAGUCUCCAAAUUGAAGGAACAACGUCAUGAAGCAGAGCAGGGCCUUUUGGCACGCCUCAAUGAUGUGAAUCUAUCACCCCUGUCUGACAGUGAAAAAGAAGAAUUACUAUUAUGCACACCAAAUAAUCGACAUGCCAACUCUGCUCCAGCAUCUAUUGCACCAGCAAACGGCGAGAGCACAGAGAUGCUGGACCCUGGAGAUUGGGACAAACAUUCAAGCAGCAGUGUCAGUGAAGUCUCAGUGGCAUGUCUUCAAGACAGGAUCAUCCAAAUGGAAGAAACCCAUUAUAGUACAAAUGAAGAACUUCAAGCAACCUUGCAAGAGUUAGCCGAUCUCCAAGUUCAGCUGACAGAGCUUCAAAGUGACAAUGAAAGACUGGGCGAGGAGAAGGGUGUGUUAUUGGAGUCUCUUUGCCGACAAACAGAGCGGCUGGAAGAUGCACGAUCUAAAGUGGAUACCCUCCAAGGACUCCUCCUGGACAAUGCACCUCCCACCUCUGACAGAGAGCAAAAGCUUGUACAGUUACUCAAGAGUGCCCAAGAAGAGAAAGAAAUGCUUCUGGUGAAGCAAGGAGAGCUAUCCAACGAGGUAAAAGAAUUACGAAGGAACGCUGAGCUAGUAGAAAAAGAAUCUGGGCGCCUGGAGGAACGGGUGCGACUCCUCGAGUCAACAGUAGAUGCAACUCAUGCUGAACGCAAGCAGCUUGACCAAGAGCUCGCUCUAGCCAAAGAAGAAAGUUCUUCAAGACAUAUUGAGAUCAGCAGACUGACAACACUACUUGACAAUGCCCGUGCCAAGAUCGAAGAAUUGGAGGCAGUUCGUGAUAAGUUAGGUGAUAAAUCUGAACUAGAUGAGCUUCUAGAUAACGCUCGGAAGGAAAAAGACAUACUAGAAAGUCAAACAGCUUCCCUUCAGGAGCAGCUCUCAAGGAGUCAGUGCGAAGUCAAUCGUCUGAAAGAACAGCUUAAUCACUUGCAAGAAGAGUGGAAGGUGAGUCGAAACAACGCCAAGUCUGCCCUCAGCAACCUACAGUUCGAAUUCGACAAAGAGAAAUCGGAGAACGAAAAACUGACUCACGAGUUGCAGGUAUUGCAGGAGAACCUUUCGGAACUUCAGAUGCAGUGUCAGUGCCACUUGGAUGACAAGCGCCAGCUCAAGGCCAUGCUGUCCGAGACGCAAAAGCAGGUCUCAGAAUUUGAAGAUAAACUAAACCAAACGGAGAGAGCACUAAAUGAAGAGAAAAAAUUGCGACAGUUCGAAAUCAGUGAAUGGGAGCAGUUUCAAGCAGACCUUCUGAUGACUGUGCGCGUCGCCAAUGAUAUGAAGACUGAAGCCCAAGUAGAAUUAGAACGACUCGUCAAUGAGAAUAAGCAACUAAGAGAUAAGAAUCAUCAAUUAGACAUUCAAGUUGAUAAGCUCAAAGCCGUAGAAAAACCAACAACACUUCCUCUCAGAUCUGAUAGUACUACUAGCGUUUUAACAACAGUUAUGAAUCAUGAAAUUAGUCGAAGGAGCAAAAUCUCUCGGCAGGACAGUAGGUUAAGUGUGAAAUCUCUCAUUGAGAGUAUAGAGAAUGCAACUAAGCAAGCCAAGACAGGACCAGGUGGGAGCAGAAGUAGUUCAACAUCAAGCCUCAGUAGUUUGACAAGUGGCGGUGGUCAGCCAACUACUCCAACUUCGCCUCUUCUUGAAGCACCUAUGUCUAAAACGCCUCUUAGAGAUCACACUCAGCUGAAUAACAAACAGUCAUCUGGCCGCAAAAGUGUCAUCACCAAUGCUUUAUCAGAUGGUCAUGAAUCUUUAAAGAAUGCAAAGUCUGUUGAAGAUGCAUCGCCCACUGCAUCAAUUCUAGCAGCAUCACGUGGCAUGGAAUUUGUUGCUCGCAGAAAUAGCUGCAAUGAUUUGAGUGAGAGGAAGGAUCCAUUGAGUGUAUUAGUCAAGAAUGGUGGAUCAAAGAGGAACGCGCUACUUAAGUGGUGUCAGAAUAAGACUGCAGGUUAUGGAAACAUCGAUAUUACCAACUUCAGUUCCUCCUGGAAUGACGGUCUAGCUCUGUGUGCCAUCCUUCAUUCAUACUUACCAGACCGGGUGCCUUACCAUACGCUCACACCAAACGAAAAGCGCAGAAACUUCUCAAUAGCCUUUGCUGCAGCUGAGUCUGUCGGCAUUCCCACCACUCUUAACAUAGUUGACAUGAUCCAGCAGGAGAGGCCUGAUUGGAACCAAGUCAUGGCAUAUGUCACUUCUAUUUUCAAACACUUUGAAACUUAGAACUCGAUGAACAUGUUUCCGCAACGAUGUGUGGCGCUUGUUGCUCACUGCCAUACUCGUUAGUCUGUUGUUAGUGCUCUGUUUUCCUAUAAUUAAGUUUAAGUUAAAGCUUUCUGUGAUUAAUGAUGGUUUAUUUUUAGAACUUAACUUUUGAUUUAUAAAUUUAAGGAAAAUACCAGAAUCUUUUGACUCAUUGUGAGUUUCCCGUUAAUAUUUUUUUAACCAGUGAAAGGGAUUUGCCUUUUCUGUUUAAUGUUGAAAGAUAUCUUGGUAUCUCUGAUAUUUUUAAUUGCAGUAUCAUACCAAAAAGAAGAUAAUAAUGGAACCAUUUCCUUUCUUUGUAAAAAAAAAAAACUCCCCUGCUUAAUUUGCAAAUCUCUUCUUGUUAAUGUUGAACUAUUUGGUGUACAUACAGUGCUCAGUCUCAAACUUAAUGUAGCAUAAUCUUGUUUCUUUUUCUCCUUUUUUUCAAUAUUUUGAAUCAAGUAGUUAUUGUUAACUUGAUGUUGUCAUGGUUGACUCUUAUCAUUUUUGGACAUUCUUAUGUUCCUGCAUUUUUCUCCUUUAGUGGCUACGUUCUUUUUUUUUAUCAUUUGUAACUGAAAAGAAAUUUUGAAAGUUUUAGUUGUAUUAAAAACAAGUAUACACUUCUUUUUCCAAAUCAGUAUAAAUUUUCUGAAAUAUUGACAUUUUCACACCUGAAAAAUCAAAAUUUCCAAUUUUUUGCCUCAAACUCAUGAUACUUUUAGACGGUCACCAGACCGUGCCUUACAGAAACUAAUUUUUUCAUUAAAUAUAUUCUAAGUGAUAAAACAUAAUCCAAGUUCUAAUGUGGUCUCAUUAAAUUUUUUUGCAACUGAGGAAUUAAAUGGUAAUUAAAUUGUUGCUGCAUUGUUGUGACAGUCUCACCAUGAUUGUAAAGAAAAUCUUAUUUGUCAAUCAAUAGUUCGUAAUUUUGUAAUAGAGAAAGUUAUAGUAUACGAUUUCAGGCGGAUAUUUACUUCAGAUUUGUCUUUUAGACCCCUAAAUUGUGGUUCUUGAUGUUAAACUGUUUGGCAUCCUUGCAAUUUAUGGUAUUAAUUAACAACUUUUGUUUGUAAGUUAGCGACUUAACUGUAAUAUCUCAGCAACUUGGUAGCAGACAUCGGUAGGCGUACCUUAAAGUUUCUUGAUUGAGGUACUGGAUUUAUGUAGAAGAGUUUCAUCUAAAUAAGUAUGUUUGAAAUUAUAACUGUUUAAUUAAAAUUCAUAGUAUUCACUAAAAUUGAGGGAAGGUGCAUCAGAAAGUGUGUUUACUGUAAAAAUACGAAAGAAAACAUUCCUAAGACAUUUUGUCGUAUCUUUCUUAAGAAAUUUUAAAUUGAGUUCAGUGUCUGUAGAAGGAACUUGAUGAAAUCAUGAUAAUAUGAAUUCAAUGAGCUAUUUCUUCAGUACUUGUUGCUGUUGUAGAAUUUCUUGUCCGUCAUGAACACGAUGACUGUCUUAUCCAAAGAUUUUUGUAUCAAAACCACCUCUCCCCCCCCCCCCCCCUUUUUUUUUUUUCUCCAAAAACCUAGUUUAUAUCAUAGAAUGACAACUUCCAUAAAAGUGUUCUCGUUAAGUGCAGUACCUUAAUCAUAGAUUUAUGCAAAAUGUGAACUUUCGUCACUUUAAAGUGAAAAUACUCAUUUUCGGAAUGGUAGCUGUUCCAGGUCAAAGUUUCCAGGUGUCAGAAAAAAAUAGUUAUUUUCUCCUGACCUACACUUCAUUCUUUUUAUUCUAUAAUUAAUUUUUACUGUUUUUGACUUAAUGUCCGAGCCUCAUCAUUGCCUUGUUGAUGCUGGUAUAAUCUCCUCUGUAAAAGAGCCGUAUUUCAAGAGAAAUGGAGUUCUUGCAUGCAGCAAGAAUUUUCAAUUCAAUCAAUUAUUUAUUUUUACAAUUUUGCAAGAAACACAAAGUUGCUGCUGGUUUUCUGCAAGAUCAGCUCCCUAUCUCAUGAAACAAAUUGCAAUGUUACUUUCCGCUCAUCUGAUAAAAUUUCAAAAUCAAAACUUUGAAACAUUGAAAUUUUUCCUUGGUAAUCAGGUAGACGUAAAGUAGCAUCAGUCAAGAGGUUAACUCUAUUCUGUUAAAAGUAUUCCAAAUAUGCUUUGUCUCCUAAAAGCCUGAAAAGUAUGCAAGUGUGCUCAGGAGCAAUCUUGGCUCAUUCCUGACCUUUCUUAGUACAACUUUUACUUUUAUUACAUUGCCAAAUAUUUAGAGGGCAUAGUUAAAUUUAGCUCAUGUUUAUACGUACAGCCGCCUUUUUCCUAAGAUAGUUUUAAGAUUAUUUUCUCCAUCAAACUUUGGCCAAAUUUGAAAGAAGCUGUGUCCUAUUUGAUUAAAAUUUAUUAAUUAAAAAAUAAAAUAUACAAAUGUUCAAAUUCCGAAUUGUCAAAAACCUCUCUUGGAAGAAUUUCUCACAUAUAAAGCUAGUUCACCAUUGCAGUUUAAAAAAUGCAUAACAUACAGGAGGAUGGUGGGAAUGAAAGUAGACAGAUUAAAUGCUACUUUGAGUCGCAAAUCAACAAGUUACCUACAAUUGAGUUUUUCAGUGUUGUGUCAUCAGAAGUGAAUAUGUGAGUGCUCCAAAAAUAUUUUGCAAAAAUUUACAAAAUGUCGUAAUAUUUCAAGAAAGUUUUAAAAAUAUUUUAGCUUCAUUAGGUAAGUUCCUUUUGGAACAGUAAAAAUUCCAUACAAACCAUUAGACGGACUAGGCCUGUCUGGUUUUGCAUUUAGUGUCAUUGCUUUCGUUUCAAUACACAUUCAAUCCUAGAAGAUUAAAAAUUGCAUUUUUUAUUGCCUCAGAACUGUAUCACAUUCCUUUUCUUAUUUUGAAACUCUACCGAAUCAUUCAAUCUCUCUGAUCUGUGGGCGAUAAUUUUUCAUAAAUUUGUACAAUGCAUAUGGUAGCUCAUUCAGGAAUUAGGUAAUUUUUGCUGCUUCAAGGCUGUUAAGUGACCUUUUAAAAUUUUCCAAUUUGACUGAAAUACUGCUCCACCUUUUUUUUUUUUUUUUUAGAAUUGUACAGAUUCAAGGGCUCUGUUCAAGCAUCUAUAGUUUACUUAAAUAGUUCACCCUAGGGCUUGCUAUCAAAUAUGUUGUUUUUCUUGUUUGUGUGGGUGUCGGUCUUGUGCAACCGCUCUAAAGCCUGCUGUGCGAAAUCUAAGUGAAAAAGAGGAAGAAAAACUGUAUUAAUUCUGGUAGCACUCUCAUAACUUCAACCUAUUCAGCAUGUAGUACUAAUUCUUGAAGUAUGAAAAUUUCAAUUGAAUCAGAUACCUAUAAUCAGACUUGCAAGCCCCAACUUUUUUGUGUGAAAGUGACAUGUAGGAGACACAGAAGUAUUUAAAUUUAAGUGGCUAUUAACGAAGUGUAAAGGAAGAAUCUUUAGCAUUCACCGAGCAAAGUCAUUAUUUUUUUCCAAGUUUAUGUAUUUUGUUAUCCUAUGUACUCUAUUCAGGCUUGAAAACUGAUAUUUUUAGGUUCUUUUGCUCUCCGCCAAGCCUCAGCAAAAGGGAAAAUAUCUCAACCAAAAGGUUAUGCUUCUCAAUGCUUUGUACUAUUUUUGUAUCAUACUUAUGUCAAUAUUUUUUUUUUAAUUAUUAUUUUUUUAUCAUAUUUAUUUUUUUCUCAUGUUAAAAUGUUAUCUUAUUCCUAAAUACUUCUUUUUUCUCCUUUUUUUCUUAUUAUUUUUUUUUUUUGGUGAAAAAUAAAACAGGAUGUAUUUCCUA